AUGAUCCUCUCCACCACUGCCUUCCAAGAAGCUGAAUGGGCCAACAGUAGCUCAAAGAAGUAUUCUAGGCUUGCGCAGAGCGGCCGCUCACAUGUUCCUAUUCUGGUGUUUGCUGGUUGUGGAGAUGGCAGAGAUGGAGACACAGAGUGCCACAAUGGUGGCCGGCGGGCGAAGAAGCGACAGGCUGAUCAGCUGUCCUCCGCGGGUAAAGACAGAAGCACUGGGCACAUGGACACAGAAGAGGGCCGGCAGGCCAAGAGGCUUGUCUUUCCUCCCCUCGCUGGGGAUGGAUUCCUGAGUGGGAAAGAAGAAACACGGAAAUUUUCAGUCCCAGCUAAUAGAUAUACACUCUUAAAAGAAAACUGGAUGAAGAUAUUUACUCCUGUUGUAGAACAUUUGGGACUUCAGAUACGCUUUAACUUGAAAUCAAGAAAUGUAGAAAUCAGAACUUGUAAGGAAACCAAGGAUGUUAGUGCUCUGAUAAAAGCAGCUGAUUUUGUGAAGGCCUUUAUUCUUGGGUUUCAAGUGGAGGAUGCACUUGCCCUCAUCAGGCUGGAUGAUCUCUUUCUAGAGACUUUUGAAAUUACAGAUGUUAAGCCCCUCAAAGGAGACCAUUUGUCAAGGGCAAUAGGAAGAACCGCUGGCAAAGGAGGAAAAACCAAAUUCACCAUAGAGAACGUGACACGGACACGGGUAGUUUUGGCUGAUGUGAAAGUUCACAUCCUUGGAUUUUUCCAAAACAUCAAAAUAGCAAGAACUGGCAUUUGCAAUCUCAUCCUGGGAAAUCCUCCAUCAAAGGUUUAUGGAAAUAUUCAAGCUGUGGCUAGUAGAUCCGCAAAGCGAUUUUUAUUUCAUAUCAGAGACUUUUUAUCUUUCCCUAUGAUGUCACCCAAAUGUUUGGUGCCUUUUAAAGCUUCUGGCAGUGAGCUCAAGCGCCAGAGGAAGAUGCUUACCAUCAAAGCAAAGGUGGAACUUCUCCACAUGUUAAAAGAAGGCAAGAGCUAUGCAGCUAUAGGCUGA
Molecule: messenger RNA, 1020 nt
Organism: Dipodomys spectabilis (banner-tailed kangaroo rat)
Lineage: Eukaryota; Metazoa; Chordata; Mammalia; Rodentia; Heteromyidae
Product: RNA-binding protein PNO1-like
Cellular component (GO): nucleolus
Molecular function (GO): RNA binding
Source: RefSeq, a predicted model, not a curated record